GUUUUCUUAAUAAGAAAAAAUUUGUUUAGCUAUUAUUGUUUUUAGUUAUUGAUUCUUUACUAUUUUUCUUGAGGCUAAUGUUUAAUGAAUGAUUUUUCAUUACGAUGGAAAAUCUUCAAUUAAAUUUCAAAGAAUAUUGUUAGGCUAAUCUACUGCUUUAUCAUUUAUGAGAUAAUUCGUCUUUUUUUUUUUUCGUUGUUGUUGUUUUUUGUUUAAUUUAAAAAUUUUGGAUACAGUUCUUUUUAAGUUACGGAAUUUUAGAUUUUACCUUACUUAUGUAUCAGUUAAAAUUCCUUAAAUUAUGUAAUGUGUUCUGAGGUCUUUUAUUGCAACUUUGUGCAAACAUCAGAAUUUUAUCUGCUAUUGCACUGUUUGAUUAGGAAAAGUUUUUCAUUUCAUGGGGAGGAAAACAGUUGUUUGGCAUGUGAUGCAGACUUGAUAAAUUUAUGAUAAGGUUACCUAUUCUUUCUUGUUUUAUAAACUGCACACUCAUUGAUGAGAUAUCAGUUUGGUAAAAUUUUGCAAUAGCUUUGAAGGGUUUUUAUUAAGUAGCGUUGCUUGUUCUUUCUUCCUUUUCAUUAGAUCAGUUCAUAUAGUCAACAUAUAAUAACACUGUAUUUGAAAAAACGGCAAGAGGCCGGUAGUUUUGAAACUUUGAUCCAAAAUGAAGAUAUGCUUACUGUUAAUAUUUGUAUUUAUUUUGAAAGUAUCUUCAGCAUUUUCAGAAAGUGAAUAUCAAGGUAAUGAUUUUUUAAUAAAUAAAAUAGAAAAGGACAGUUUUUCGAAUUAUGAUCUUUUAAGAACUUUUGGGGACAUAUCGGAGAGAGUAGAAAAAUCUGUAAAACUGAAGUCAGAAGUUGGCCAUACCUUUAAUUCUUUUGAUAUAGGGGAAUCGAGUCUUCCUUAUGAUGAUGCAAUAUAUUUCCAACUGCAGAACUAUUCUUUCUUUAAAAAUAGUUCAAGUAAAUGUCAUCAAGACUUAAUGUACACUCUACAGAAUGUUGGUAAUCUGCAGAAUUCAUGGGCUUCGCAAAUGAUUGACUCCAGUGGAAAACCAGAAAGUGGAAUUUUACAAGGUAAUUUAAGAUGGUAUGGUGACUAUAAUGAAUGCAUAAAUGUAUAUGCUCCUCCUCAAGUGAAUACGAGUGCUGGAAAUUUCCAUGGAAAAUAUUGUACCCUUCAGUGGUCAGCUCAGCUAUCAAACUUUAGUUUAGCAGUCACUUCAGGGGUAUGCAUUCCAGAUACAUGUAGCUCAUCAAUUUUAAAAGAUGAUUUCAAAGAAAUUUUAGAAGUUAUCAAAGUUAUUCCAGUACUAAACAAGUUUGAUAAAGUACUGAAUAUUACUGAUUUGAAAUGCAAUCCAUCUUCAAAGAAACUGAAUUCUUCUGCAAUAGCUGUCAUAUGCUUGAUAUCAUUCUUCAGCUUAUUGGCAGUACUAGGGAGUUCUAUAACAGCAUAUGAAUAUUUUUGCCCUAAAAAUGUGCUAUCAAGGAAAUGUGCAUAUGAAGGUGGUGAUCAAGAAGAAGUUUCUGAAAAAAGUAACAUUAGUAUAAAUACAAUAGAAAGCAACAAUACCCAUAGUGAUCAAUAUAUUUUAUACCAUGAUGAAGAGAAAAGUAUAUUUCACAGAAUUCUUGAGAAAUGCAAGCCAUUUCUUAAGUGUUUUUGUGUAUUUAGCAAUGGUUCUAAAUUGUUGAAUACUAGUGGAACUGAAGGGCAGUUGCUUUGUAUACAUGGAAUUAGAUUUUUGAGCAUGACAUGGGUCAUACUUGGUCACACCUAUGCAUUUUGUUUUGCUUCUAUAAAAAGUCCUCUGGAAAUCAUGGAUUUUAUCAGAAACUGGCCUUUUCAGAUAGUACUUCAAGGAUUUUACUCAGUUGAUUCCUUUUUUGUAUUAAGCGGAUUUCUUCUCACUUACCUUUUCUUACAAGAAUUAAGCAAAAGAGAAGGCAAAAUGUCUUGGAUUUAUUUUUAUGUCCACAGAUAUGUAAGGCUUACACCUGUGUAUAUGAUAACACUUGCAUUUUCUGCUACUGUUUAUUAUUAUCUGGGCUGUGGCCCAUUUUGGCCUGAAACAGAAAUAGAUCCUAACUGCAAAAAUUAUUGGUGGUGGAAUUUGCUUUAUAUAAACAAUUUUCAAAAAUCAGCUGAUCAGUGCAUGGCUUGGAGCUGGUAUUUGGCCAAUGACAUGCAGUUUUUUGUUAUCAGUCCUUUAUUUUUAUAUUCCUUGUGGAGGUGGCCCAAAAUUGGCUAUUCACUCCUUGCAUUGUCUUUGUGUGUAACAGGUUUGGCCAAUUUUUUCAUCACUUACCACUAUAAGUUAAUUACUGGACUCAACUCUGUUCUUUCUGCAGAUCUCACUAAUGCUUUGCAAUUUAUGGCCAAAUUUUCUGAUUACUUUGAAAAACUGUAUAUAAAACCAUACACAAGAAUAGGUCCGUACUUAGUCGGAAUGUUUUUGGGAUAUUUGCUAUUUAAAUCCAAAAAGAGCAACAGAGGCAAAGAUAAUUGGAUCUUUUUAUGUUGUGGGUGGAUUGUAGCUUCAGCUAUUACAUUAGCUUCUGUUUAUGGCUUAUACAAAAGCAACCCAUCUUUACUGGCAACUAGUUUCUACAAUGCUUUCAAUCGAAUAUGUUUUGCUGGAGGAUUGGCUUGGGUUAUUUAUGUUUGCCUCACAAAGCAAGCAGCUGUUGUUGAUGGCAUUCUUUCAUACAAGUUUUUCAUACCGUUAAGUAGAUUGACAUACUGUGCUUAUCUUAUUCAUCCCAUGAUUCUGACGGGCUAUUUUUCAUCUCUCAGAAGUCUUCUCGUUUUCUCUCAUGCAACCAUGACCCUGUACUAUUUAGGAUUCUUAGUUGUAACAUAUGGACUAGCUCUACCCGUAUCUCUGAUAUUUGAAUCUCCGAUUAUUUGCUUAGAAAAGUUAAUACGAAGUAAAUUUCCAAAAACAGAAACAAGACUUUAAUGUAGUCAGAAUUUUAAGUUUUUUU
Molecule: messenger RNA, 2990 nt
Organism: Stegodyphus dumicola
Lineage: Eukaryota; Metazoa; Arthropoda; Arachnida; Araneae; Eresidae
Product: nose resistant to fluoxetine protein 6-like
Molecular function (GO): acyltransferase activity, transferring groups other than amino-acyl groups
Source: RefSeq, a predicted model, not a curated record